Molecule: messenger RNA, 2644 nt
Organism: Plodia interpunctella (Indianmeal moth)
Lineage: Eukaryota; Metazoa; Arthropoda; Insecta; Lepidoptera; Pyralidae
Gene: XRCC1
Product: XRCC1
Exons: 12
Coding region: 237-2507 (756 amino acids)
Biological process (GO): base-excision repair; single strand break repair
Cellular component (GO): nucleus
Molecular function (GO): damaged DNA binding
Source: RefSeq, a predicted model, not a curated record
UUCUUCGACUUCGCCUCGAGAGUUCGAGAUCAUACACUUUUCUUUCGGAUUUACUUUUCAAACAGUUUUUCGUACCCUUUUCUAAAAGUUUUCCUCGAUUCUCUAUUGCCUCCAAUAUUUAUCUUUUUCUCCUGAAGAAAAAGGAAGCCGGAAAACCUAAUAUUUUUAUUUGUGUUUGUGAGAUGUUAUCUACUUGAAAUCCGUUUAAUUACAUACUACAAUAUAAUCUAAAUACAAUGCCUCGAGUCAAAAUUGAUUAUAUAGUUAGCUUCAGCAGUGAAGAUCCAGAACACCCUGCCAGCAAUCUACUGGUGUGGGAGGUUGGCAAGCGUCGCUGGUUGUGCCCUGCCGGUGAGUCCAGUUGCUCUGUGGUUCUCCAGCUGAGCCAUGCUGUGCAGAUAUCAGCUAUCCAUAUUGGUACUUAUCAUGCUGCUGUGGUUGAGGUGUUAAUAGGUCGCUCUGAAGCACCUGAUGCAUAUGAAGUACUAGUCCCCAGCAGCAUAUUUCUGUCUCCAUUGGAGUCCCGUAAAGAGCCUCAGGACAAAGUGCGGUCGUUCAGCGGAGAGCAGCUCUCGAGCACACAACGCGGAGACCGCGUGCGCGUCGUGUGUCGCCAGCCUUACAACAAACAGUGCAAGUAUGGCCUAUCCUUCAUCCACAUCUUCGAGCCUGAGAAUUGUUCAUCAUCAGCCCCUCCCCCCAAAGUGGUGGCUUCGCCCGUCCCAAUACAAGCCUCCCGCGCGAUAGCAGCUAGCACCAAUUUCGGUAACAGCUCAUCUGAUGAGGAGGACUACCGCCCGGGACAGCUGUUUGCAGCCGCCAAGAAUUCAGCUGGAACCAACUCUGAUACUGGAAGCCAAAUACGAAAAGCAACGUCACAAAUACUAAAAAAUAUAUCUGAUACAUCAACGAAAAUAGUGAAAUCUCCCAUUGUUAAAAACACUAGCUCUUCAUCAAAACAAAAUAGCACUGAACCCAGCUCGAACAGACAUCGAAACAGCUUAAUGUAUACUGAUGAUGAAGAGCAACCUCAUAGCAAGAUUGACUCAGUGGUACAAAAGCGCAAUGACGAGAAAGCCAAAGAAAAAGAUGCUAGGGAAGCUAAAGAUAAACAACUCAAAGACAAGAAAGAAAAAGAGAAUACCAAGCAAUUAGAAAGAGAUGAUAACAAAGGUAACAGGCGUGACGAAAGAGCAAGGAAAGAUAAUAGAGCUUCAUCUAGUGAUCUUAAUACAAGUCAACACAGAGCGAAAAAGAAUACUCACAAUGCCAGUAAUAGGGAUGACAAAUAUGAUUCUUCAAAGAGAAAUGAUAAUAAUUUAGGGCAUAGAAAUAAAGACAAUGCAAAUCGUGACGAUAAAUCUAAAAAUAAUCAAGAUAGACAUAAAAAUACCCAUAAUGAUAGCUCAGUCAGACCUGGAACAAGUAAUGACAAUGAUUCGAGAAAUAGAGAUAAGACAACAUUUAAUAGGCAUAGAGACAAUCGCGAUCAAGAUAGGAAGGCUGUAAAGCGAGCUAGAAGUGAUGAUAAUGGCCUUCGAGCGGGGCCUAUAAGCUCGACGCCUCACACACUGCUGUCCAACUGUGCGCUAGUACUGAGUGGGUACAUUCACCCGCAGAGAGGACGCAUCCGGGCUGCGGCCGCGGCGCUGGGGGCCACUGUACUUCCCGACUGGGGACCGCGGGCCACACAUCUCAUUUGCGCGUUCCCCAACACACCCAAGCUGCGCCAAGCACUCGCCAGCGACCCGACGACGCCGGCGGCGACGGGCGAGUGGGUGGAGAAGUGCUGCGAGCUGCGGCGGCGGCUGCCGUGGCAGUGGUUCGCGGCGGAGCCCGCCCGACGUCUGCCCGCGCCCGACCUCAGCGCUUUGUCUGCUGGUGAUGACACGACGCCGCGUGAUGAAGAUGGCGACACCGACGACGAAAUCGAGAAAGUUCUCCGCGAACAAAAGAAGCGACGAAGAAGCGACACUCCCGAGACUCAUGUUGACAAUACCAAUAAUACUAAAUCGCAAGAUGAUUCCACUGGUGAUGUUGAAUUCGUAAGGGACGAGCGGAUAAAAGGAAGAUUGACUGUACAUGACAGUGACAGUGAUGGCGAUAGGACUGUUGAUGUGAGUGAUGACGAUGAGAGGAAAGAAGCCACUCAGACAAAAACGGAGUCAGACGCUGACGUAACGGACCCAAGACCGCCAAAUUCGUCUCCUCAGCAAAAACACUCCGCCCUGCCGAACUUCUUCGACGGAUAUACCUUCAACAUAGCGCCGGACGUCGAAACAGCUGGGCUGGACGUCAAUCUGCUCAAGAGAUAUGUACGGGCAUAUGGCGGCGUUCUUGUUGAGGAAUGGACGCCGGAAGACGGUCCCGUGGACUACGUGUUGUGUGGCGGCGCGUCAGCCGCGAGCCGCGGCCGCUGCGUGCGCGCGGACUGGCUGUGGGCGUGUCACGCUGAGCGCAGGGUCGCUGACACUGACAGAUACCUCAUACGAUCCGCUGAUUCAUAAUAUUGAAGACUACAUUAAAACAAUCUGGACUUGUGUUUAUGUGAAUAUUACAUCUGAUCAGUUAUUGUGUCAACCAGAAGAAAAGCUGUUGAAAGUUAAUUGUUAUUAAAAUGAGUAUCAUCUAUAUCAUAUUAUCA